Molecule: messenger RNA, 7489 nt
Organism: Thunnus maccoyii (southern bluefin tuna)
Lineage: Eukaryota; Metazoa; Chordata; Actinopteri; Scombriformes; Scombridae
Product: guanine nucleotide-binding protein G(q) subunit alpha-like
Exons: 8
Coding region: 1450-2658 (402 amino acids)
Biological process (GO): adenylate cyclase-modulating G protein-coupled receptor signaling pathway; action potential; phospholipase C-activating dopamine receptor signaling pathway
Cellular component (GO): heterotrimeric G-protein complex
Molecular function (GO): G-protein beta/gamma-subunit complex binding; GTPase activity; G protein-coupled receptor binding
Source: RefSeq, a predicted model, not a curated record
UGAAGAGAGUGAGAUGAGAUAUACAGAAUAUUGACCAAAAGUAAACAGUAUAACAAUGAUAAUACUUCAACUUGUGAAUGUCUUGUAGGCCUCUGUAAAGUUCAGUAAAAACAAACAGCACAGCAGGAUGAGCACGAUGUGUAGAUGCAGCUCUGUGACAGAUGGGCGUUGCCCGUCCAGUCAGAUGUCAGACACGCCUCCAGAAGGAAGCCUUCCUCUCAAGCAAACUUGGUAAUUUAACAAACCAGUCAAGGCCCGCCCAAAACGCCCACGAGCUCUGUUUUCGUUCGCUGUGCCUCUGCCAAUCAAUUAUAUCCCAAGCGACGUCAACAUCAGCGCCACACCGGGGCUGAGGAGUGGGUGACGAGCCGAGGAGCGAUCACCACCACCAGGAAAAAAAAAUACCAGGAGCGAUAAAAUGCACGGACUACAGUGGUCCAUCUGACUGUCAGUAAGACGUUUUCGCAUUUUUUGGGGGAGGUUUGAGAUCUUUUGAAGAACACUAGCUCUGUGAAAUGAAGGUCCUCUGUCAGGCCGAGCUCUCUGCUUUUUAGCUAGUUGGCUGCAAUUUCAGGGAUGGCUAGCUGAGCUAACCUAGCUAGCUAACAGUUAGCUCGCCCAUUUAGCUCCCCUGGUCACUGGGUGCCUCGGUCUCCUAGGAGGAUAACUGCUCUUGAGCUCAAUUUAGAAAGCGUUGGUUUCAUUCGGAUAAAGGUUGUCGUCCAUCGAGUGCUUGAAGCAGUGAGCUAGUCUGUCUUGUCUGCUCGUUAGAUGGACAGUUUGACGGGCGCUCAUUGUCACUGCGCGGGCGGACAGUGUUGGUUUCGGGGCGGCUAGGCUCGUACUCGGCCGGGCAACCAGCAGAGGGAUUGUACAAAUGUGGCAGUGGCAGCCAGUAGUGUCCCACUAUCUCUGGGACCGAAUUUGCUCGUUGUAAAUUUUAAAAAACGGAUUUUUGAUGAGUGUUAGGCUUACGAGCUAACCAGCUACGCGGGAAAGCGAUUAAAAAGUGUUGGCAGACUGAAAAUUCAUCAACUUGUAACGGUUGCUCGUUUAUAACGUCAGCAGCAUUUAGCUUGCAAGCUAGUCAAGAGAGUGAUCCAAACAAAUUCAGCUGUUUGGGACAGUGCAUUAAAGACAAUGAUUAUUUACACCAUCUGUAGUCAUCCAAGAUGUUCAAGGACAUGUUGCAUUGCAAAUUUUCAGUGAUCAGCUGUCAGUCCCUGUAGCCUGAGGAUUUACGUAAGACUUUGACUAAGCUGUCAAAUAUUUGACACUUGACAGCAGUUUUACCAUCAAGAAGGAAGGCCGGAUUCUGCAGCAAGCUCCAUUAUCAGAGUCUGGAUAUAACUUGUUGAAAACGGACUGUUGCUCAGAGGGGAUUUUAUUUAUUUGUGUGAGGUGUAGCCCUGCGCCCCUUGUCAGACGGGCUUUUCAGCUCAUGCGGUGAUGACUUUAGACUCCAUGAUGGCUUGUUGCCUGAGUGAGGAGGCGAAGGAGUCCAAACGAAUCAACGCCGAGAUCGAGAAACAACUCCGGCGAGACAAGAGAGAUGCAAGAAGGGAGCUGAAGCUUCUUCUGCUGGGUACCGGAGAGAGUGGCAAGAGCACUUUCAUCAAGCAGAUGAGAAUAAUCCAUGGGUCAGGCUACACAGAUGAGGACAAGAAGGGUUUCACCAAACUGGUCUACCAGAACAUUUUCACCUCCAUGCAGGCCAUGAUCCGAGCAACUGAGACCCUCAAGAUCCCGUUUAAGUAUGAGCAGAACAAGAAUAACGCCCAAGUGGUUCGCGAGGUGGACGUUGAGAAGGUUUCAUCAUUCGAUCACCCGUACAUCGGCGCGAUAAAGAUGCUGUGGGCUGACCCUGGCAUCCAGGAGGCCUACGAUCGCAGGAGAGAGUACCAGCUCUCUGACUCAACCAAAUAUUACCUUAACGAUUUAGAACGAAUAGCAACAUCGGGGUACGUGCCCACUCAGCAGGACGUGCUGCGGGUUCGAGUGCCCACCACCGGCAUCAUUGAGUACCCAUUUGACCUGGAGAAUAUUAUCUUCAGCUAUCUAAGUGAUCUGGAUCGUAUUGCCGAACCGUCCUAUCUACCAACCCAACAGGAUGUGCUUAGGGUUCGAAUCCCAACCACUGGGAUCAUAGAAUACCCUUUCGACUUGCAAAGCAUCAUUUUCAGGAUGGUGGAUGUGGGGGGUCAGAGGUCAGAGAGGAGGAAGUGGAUCCACUGCUUUGAGAACGUCACCUCAAUCAUGUUUCUGGUGGCGCUCAGCGAGUACGACCAAGUCCUGGUGGAGUCAGACAACGAGAAUCGUAUGGAGGAGAGCAAAGCCCUGUUCAGGACCAUCAUCACAUAUCCUUGGUUUCAAAACUCCUCUGUCAUCCUCUUCCUCAACAAGAAGGACCUGCUGGAGGAGAAGAUCAUGUACUCUCACCUGGUUGACUACUUCCCAGAGUUUGACGGUCCCCAGAGGGACGCCCAGGCGGGCCGGGAGUUCAUCUUGAAGAUGUUUGUGGACUUGAACCCAGACAGUGACAAGAUCAUCUACUCCCAUUUCACGUGCGCCACCGACACAGAGAACAUCCGCUUCGUCUUUGCGGCGGUCAAAGACACCAUCCUGCAGCUCAACCUCAAAGAAUACAACCUGGUGUGAAAAAAAAAAAAAAAAAAAAAAAAGAAAUGGAAAGAGAGGGAGGAGAGAGAGCAAGCAAGAGACCUGCAGCCCCCCCCCCUUACACACACACACACAUACACACACACACAAUGCAGAGUCCACUUACAGAAACAUACACAUCUGCAUGAAACAUAUUGCUGCUCGAAGAGAUAAGCAUUGCUUCAUUACUUUACAAGACCAACUAUCCAUAUACUGACCCUGUUGUCCACCUAGCUCCUUGGUUGCUGGUUUGCCCAUCAUUAUUUUUUAAGAAUGGUUUUGUGAUUCUAUUAAUUGUUCCUCUUGCACAUGAAACACACUCAAAUAUAACACUUAACUCCAUUUGUCGCCCUCUCUUGGGGUCAUGGUCUGAAACGGGGCUCCUCUUGUCCGUCAUUAGGCCCGGGGCGUGGCUCACAUCUUUUGCUUUCUUUUACACUACAUUAUCACCAGUGCUUGUGUGUUUGAGGCGGGUAGAGGGCCUUCUCUGAGUCGACUAAGCUUUUAUGGACAAAGGGCUCUCUUCCCCUUCUUCUUAUUUAACCCAUGCAUGCGAUACACUACAGCGACCUUGGACUCAACUGCGAAGGGGUGACUAAUUAUGAUGAUAGGAAUUUAUUAUCAGGCAAUGCUGGGGUGCAGUGAGGUACUUGGUUCCUCUGGGUCUUUAAUUGUGUUUUUGUUUUGUUUUUUGUUUUUUUUUGUUUUUUUUUUGUUAACCAUGCCCCAAAUCAAGAGUCAACGAGCUCUUUUGAAUGUAAAUAAAUUUUUCAUGCUGCUCACACAGAGUGAGGGCUACACAGAGAUGACUACAUGUUCUCUGGAGUUCAAAUCUUUUCAGCUACGUUAACGUCUUGAUUAUAUUAUUACUGCUAUAUAUGGAAAUUGAAGAUGACUACUCAAAGGAAUGCAACCCCUCCAGAAAGAGUCACAAUAUGUUCUUUUUACACUGCCCCUCAUUUCAAAGUGUUAAUAUACACCGUAAAACAAAAGAAACUUCAGAGACGGCACCACCGGUAUUUACAUACUGUAUAUCAACUCCACUGUAAUUUUGUAUCACAUGGCCAAUUUGAAACAACAUUUUUUUUUUUUUUUUCUGUAAAUAUCAUUACGUUGCCAGUAUCUCGCUCAUCCCUUAAGUGGUUCAGAUACUAACAAAACAUAUUUGGGAACUGCUAUAGUCAAAUUCAAGUUUUCUACGGUUUUGGGCCAUUCAGAUGUUCAUGGCAUACACUUUGUGUGGCAUUUCUUCGAUGUCGACAGUUAUCUGAAUCACAAAUGUAUUAGUACUGUGAUUGAUUUUCUUUGUUUCCUUUUUGAUGGUGAGAAAUAAUCUUCCUGUGCACAACGCGUGAAUGAUGAGACCAGAUUAGUACAGUGCAAUAGUUUAGUUGUAGACAAAAUAAAAAAGCUUUUGCGCUGCCAGUUAGCUUAAGUCACAAGUUGAUCUCCAUCACCCAAACGGCUUCUCUCUUUAAUCAACUUAAUUUUGCCAUAAUAUGCGGCCAACAUUUGAUAAACUGUAAUGGAUAGCAAGAGAGUAAAUAGUUCUUUUUUGUAUGUCUAAUUUAUCAAUCAGAUCUACGUAUUGUUGAUACAGUAAAUGAGACUUUCUCCCUAGUUUCAGCUCAAAAGUUUUUCCAACCUUGGAGACGGGAGGAGAUUUUAUACUGCUGUAAAAUAUCAAAACUAUUUUAUGGACAAGUGUUCUAUCUUUAUAAUGAUUCUUCAUAUAUUUAGUUGUCGCAGGUUCUGUUUUGAAAUGCUUGACAAUGGAAAAAAAAUAUUGUUUCCAUUUCAGGUUUGUGCUUUAUGCAAAAUAGGAAAAUGAAAACAGACAAAAAACUUAGUGGUUGAAUAUUUACUGUUCGAGGAUGCUUGCAUUUUUGUAACUUUUAAGGAUAUGUUGUUGGCUAUUGGUACCAAUCCCAUAUCGUGUCUCUUGCCUGAUAGUUGUUCAAAUAUUCCAUUAAGCUGAAAGUUGAUAGAUGGCUAUUUUUGUCUUCACAAUGUAAUUCAGGUAAGUUUUCAUAACUUUUUCAUCACAAGGGCUACUACUAGCAGCUUUGGUAGAAUGAAAGGACUCUAUGGACGGCAUAGAGGAAAAGGUGCAAUUAAUUAACGAGGGAGGGGGGGCUUUGAAUUAAGAGUGUGUUGACAUCCUGUUGAGGGUGAAGGCUGCAGGUUCAGUGAGGGUGGAAUGCAGCAGUCCACAGAUGCCUACGUGACAUUCCUGAAGGAAAUCUGGUGGCUGUUUGGCUCUUUGUUCACGUUGACCUAUCUUUUUUUUUUUUUUUUGCCUUUUUUAGAGGAGGAGAAUGGCUUAAAAACAAGUGUGGUAUCCCAAGGUGUAACAGCACAUCUCUCGCACCUAACCAUCCUCUUACUCCUCUCACAAAUUAUGUGCAGAUCUUCUUGGCUUUUAUAAUGUUUUCCACUGUGUGGUUAUGCAUAUUUGGCUUAUCUUCUCAUUGGUAGUGUUUCCAUGUUUGACUUUGCCUUCGUUGGAGUCAAAAAAAAGGGAAUGCUUGGGACAUUUUGACCUUUUUGUGCACAUUGAAAGAACUGGCAGAUUAAACAUCAAAGAAAUUAUUACAGAUCCUUUUCAUGAUCUUUCUGUGUAUCUUAAAUUGUUUGCCUAAAGGUUUACACGUCAAACUUUCUUGUGAUAUAUAUUCUUUUCUAUAGAAAAACAGUAUGAUGAUCUCGGUUUAAGGGGAAUCUGUUCACCCUUUGUAUUACUAGAGUUGAAUUUAGCCACUGAGUGAGAGUAAUCUCUCGUGCAAAUGUGUACAUUGUGUUGGUAAAGCCAUUAUCUUGUACGUUAAGAGUUUGUGCAUUUUGAAACAAUUAAUGAAGGAGGGACAUGUAUAUUAACGCUAAGUGCCACGUUUUUUUUCAAGAGUUGAAGCGAUAUUGUAGAUGUUGCAAAGCUCUGCCUUUGACGAACCAAGUUUAUUUUAGCUGUAAUCUUGUUUUUGCACCGUGUAUUGGUAAAGAGUUCAUCUUUGGUGCUUCAGCCAACAUUUAAAAGGCCUUUUCUUGACCAGUUUGUCUCAGUAUAGGGUGACGCUCGAUCGCUAGACCGAACUUAUUUUUGUGGGUGCCACAAUUCAGCUCACUUUGGGCCUUUAGCUAAGUUUGGAAAAGUUGUCACCGCUAGGACAACGUGGUGAUACGUAUGUGUGUUGUUAAAAUUCUUUAUCAGUAUGACAGCUUGGUUAUCAGAAAGUCCAUACAUCUCUCUGAACUGUGUUUUCUUUUUCUCAUGAAGAUGAACUGUCACCCAGAAAAUGGGCUUGAAUGGGCUGCUAUGAGGAUGAUAAACAAAAAUGAAGGUGACCACUCUAGGGACCAGUGUUGGCAUGAUGGCGUAUACUCUCUAAAAACCUUCUUGUUUAGUUUUAGUUAGAUUAGUUUUCAUUUACUGACAAUAUGUGGACUUCAUGCCUUGUCUCCAGAACCAACACAGAAAAAGUCAGAUGGCUACACUACCAGUGAUUAGAGCCAGCAGCAAGAGCUGGGUCAGUUUUUCGAAAUCCUUUCCAUUGACUUGUACUGUAUUCGCUUUAUUCUGCAUUGGAUGCAUUUUGGAAAAGGUUUAUAGGACAAUCCAGUACAAAACACUGUGCCAAGCAAAAUCAAUCAGCAACAAAAAAGAUAUCAAGAAUUCAUACUUUUACCGUAACAUGACCCGGAUCUCUGCAGUGAAAAAUUAUUUCAACUUUUCUUAAUUGACUCUUACAUUAUGGUGUCUUUUUUUCCAAAUGAAGCUUGUUUGUUAAGCCUCAGUAUUAAUGUAUUUAUUGAAACACUUGCCAAGUGAAGGUACUGAAAUGGCCAUUAUAUUGUUUUGGUGGUUGUAAUAGCGAGUGAGUGAAUGAAUAUGCUGUGUGUUUACAUGUCCGCCAUUCUCCGCUCUUGUUUUUUUUCCUUUUUUUCUUUUUUUUUCUUUUUUUCUCCCCCUUACUUGAUUGGACUAUGUAUUCUUUCCCUGGGUCGAAGGCACUGAAACUGCACCACUGCAAUGGGCCUGCAUUCAUGCAACUUAGACGUCCAUUCAAACGCGCUCGUUGGUACUCUGAGGUGUGUGCGUGCGUGUGUGUGUACACUAUUGAUGGCUAUUGCUUAUGCUUGAGAUCCAUUCUGAGUAGAGGGAUGGACAUACAGUGAUAAUAAAAGCUAUCUUUGCAUCUUUUUUUUUUUGUUUCUUUUGUAAGGUUGACACACCUUAACAUGUGUAUUUAGGACCACUUAUGAUGAAAGACUUUUUUAAAAGAGUUCAAAUAAACUUUGUGUAGUGGUGUACAAAUUGAAAGUAAUGUAUUUUUGUUUGAUUUUUUUUUUCUUUUUUCUUUUUUUUAAGUAUACCAAAUGUAAAUUAUGUACAAUGAGUGUGCCAAUCCCCUUUCUUUGUAAAGCCAGACUCUUAACAAGUGCCAAUGUUGUGAAAAAUCAGAGGGCCUGUGAAUUUCAUGGUCCAGUUUUUAAAACAAAUAAACACUAAGUAUGUGAUUAAUUAACAAAAAAAGGACAAUUUUAUUCUAUAUUUAAGAUUAAUGAUGAACUGCUGUUUUUAAAAUAAAUGUCAUUUUAAUUGCAUGUGUUUGUCAGGUUGGGGAGGGAGUGGGCGGGUGAGAUACUGUAUUCAUGCAAUGCCCUCAUGAAAGGGUCCUAAUGGUUAUUGAUUUACAGUAUUUUAGCCAUAUUUCUCUUUUGUAUGUUUCAUUUCAACCACUGUUGCCUGAACCUCAUUCAAACAUGAAAAUGAUUUUCAUAGCCUUCUCCUUUAAAUGUUUUAAAUUGGAAUAAAAUAUGUUCCUAUACUCUC